AUGCUUAUGUAUGAUUGUGCACGAUCAAAGAUAUUCGCUACUGCCCAGCAAAUUCGAAUUCACAAUUCUUACGAUCUACGCAUUCAUGCUGGUGUUCGUGCAGCCGUCAUCAUUGAAUCUUGCGCUAACAUAUCUAUGGCACCUUACAGGUAUUCCUAUGUAGAAGUCCCAGAUGGUAAUGCAUGGAUGCGUCCGAACGACUUUGACUGGCUUGCUGAAGGGCAGAGCCCUAACUGGAUGGUUGUCCCGGAAUCAGAAUGGGAAACUUGUAUUAUUAGGGACAGCUAA
Molecule: messenger RNA, 288 nt
Organism: Angiostrongylus costaricensis
Lineage: Eukaryota; Metazoa; Nematoda; Chromadorea; Rhabditida; Metastrongylidae
Source: the annotation of a GenBank genome assembly